AUGAUACGUCUGGGCUUUGUUCUCCUCUUGGUUUCAUUUUUGGUGAUCCAACCGCAGCAAUCCGAAGCUGUCUGUGGCUAUGAGUCAUGUCCCGAAACAAAGUCGAACAUGGUCAACGUUCACUUGGUGCCACACUCCCACGACGAUGUCGGCUGGCUUAAGACGGUGGAUCAGUCGUAUUAUGGCUUCAAGAAUAACAUCCACCAUGCUGGCGUCCAAUACAUAUUGGAUACGGUUGUGACGGAGCUCAUCAGCGACCCGAAGCGUCGCUUCAUUCAGGUGGAGACCUACUUCUUUGCCAAGUGGUGGAGGGAACAGUCGGAGACCACUCGACGAAUUGUCACAAAAUUGGUCAACGAAGGACGCUUUGAGUUCACGGGUGGAGCCUGGAGCAUGAACGAUGAGGCGGCUGUAAACUACCAGGGUGUGAUCGAUCAGUUUACAGUGGGAUUGAAGUUCCUCAACGAGACAUUCGGUGCUUGUGCUCGUCCUCGCGUUGGCUGGCAAAUCGAUACUUUCGGCCAUUCUCGCGAACAGGCGGCGAUAUUUGCCCAGAUGGGCUACGACGGACAGUUCUUCUCCCGCAUGGAUCACAACGAUAAGGACACUCGGCUGGAGAAUCUGUCAAUGGAAAUGAUUUGGGAUGCCAGCGAGUCCUUGAGUGAAGUGAAGCUCUUCACGGGUAUGCUAUACAAUUUCUACUCGGAUACACCCGGCUUUUGCUUUGAUGUCCUGUGCAACGAUGACCCGAUUAUCGAUGGCAAGAGCUACGACAACAACGUGGAGUCCAGGGUGGAUGAUUUUAUUAGCUAUGCGGCAACUGUCUCAAAGCACUAUCAAGCGAAUCACAUCAUGAUCCCAAUGGGUGGUGAUUUCCAGUACGAGGAUGCCAAGGUUAAUUUCAAGAACAUGGACAAGCUGAUCAAGUAUAUAAACGAGCGCCAGGCACACGGUAGCAAGUACAACAUCUUCUACUCAACCCCGAGCUGCUAUCUCAACGCUCUCCAUCAGAGCCUGCAGACGUGGCCUAACAAAACCCAGGACUUCUUUCCCUAUGCCCAUGAGCCGAACAGCUUCUGGACCGGUUUCUACACCUCCCGACCCACCCAGAAACGCUUCGAGCGCGAUGGCAACCACUUGCUACAGACAGUCAAGCAGCUCAGUGUUUUUGCUAAACUCUCGAGCGAUCAACAGAACAAGGACCUGGACUACCUCCGCCAGAUAUUGGGAGUGAUGCAGCACCACGAUGCCAUUACUGGUACCGAACGACAAGCCGUAUCGGACGACUACGAUCGAUUGAUGUACGAUGCCAUUGUCGGAGCUGGCAACAGUGCCCGCGAUGCUUUGAGGCUUCUGACCAACCUUCCCAACGGAGAGUUUGAAAGUUGCCUACUUUUGAACAUCAGUGAGUGCGCCUUUACCAAGGAUAGUGCUGACAACGUAGUGGUGACGCUGUACAAUCCAUUGGCCCACAACUCCACGCAGUAUGUCCGAAUACCCGUAAAAGAAGAUAACUACGAAGUCAAUGAUGAGAAUGGAAAUGGAGUUGCUUCAGAAAUUGUGCCAGUUCCCUGGCAGGUCUUGGCAAUGGAGCACCGUGCCAAUGAUACCCAACACGAGCUGAUUUUCAAGGCCACCGCGAAUAAGAUCGCCAGCUACUACAUCAAGAAGAUCGACAAUCCAAAGAAGGCUCACACGAUAAAGAAGGUUGAACCGCAUGCAGAGGAUUCCGAUACUGUAGUUCAAAAUUCGCUCAUCAAAUUGGUGAUAGACAACAAAUCGGGCCGCUUGAGGACUGUUGAGAUGAAUGGAGUAUCGGAGAAUAUUGAACAGAACUUUGGGGUGUACAAGACCCGCGCUUCAUGUGCUUACACAUUCCGUCAAGAUGGGGACAUUGAAGUAGUGCAAGAUAAUGUUGAGUUUACAGUGUACGAAGGGCAUUUGGUCAAGGAAGUCCAUCAGCAGAUGAACGAGUGGAUCUCCCAGGUCAUUCGCAUUUAUGAGGGUGUCAACCGUGUGGAGUUCGAAUGGAUGGUGGGACCCAUUCCCAUUGUAGACAACGUGGGCAUGGAGAUUGUCACAAACUUCCGCAGUGAAAUAUCAUCGAAUGGUGUCUUCUACACGGACUCCAAUGGCCGUGAGUUGAUGCGGCGAGAGAAGGACAAGCGGGAGGACUUUACCUCAGACUUGAGCCGUCAACCGAUCAGCGGAAACUUUUAUCCAGUCACCUCCCGCCUUGCACUGCAGGACAAUGAGAAACGGUUGGUCCUGCUUAACGACCGUUCGCAGGGCGGGGCCAGCCUGCAGAACGGACAGCUGGAAAUGCUGUUACAUCGCCGUCUGAUGUUCAAUGAUGGCGGCGGCGUUGGCGAAGCUCUCAAUGAAGAGCAGUAUGGCAAGGGUCUGAUUGCCCGAGGUAAAUUGUUCCUAGUCCUCAGCUCAAUCAAAGAAAAAAAUACUCGGACUGAGCGUCUGGCAGAGAAGGAGAUUCACCUGCCCUUCUAUAAGUUCUUCAGCAAGGACAGCAGUGAAAGCAGAAAUGCUAUGCCUCAAUCGAUACCCGACUUUAAUGACUUCCCUGAGCCCGUGCAUCUUCUCACCCUGGAGCCUUUCAACGAUGAUGAAAUUCUGCUGCGGGUGGAGAACUUUGUAGACCACACGGAGGGUAAUGUGGUUAGCUUCAACAUUCGGCAGAUCUUCGAUAGCUUGGGCGGUGAAGAGAUCCGCGAGACCACCUUGGAUGGCAACCUACCACUGAGCGAGAUGAAGCGAUUCAAGUUCCCCGCAAAAGCAUCUGGCGUUUUACCACCAACGGCUGUCGAGUACUCUAAAGCCGAGUACAACCCCCUGGAGGCGGAUAAACACCAGGAAGGAUCGGAGUUUAGUGUCACGCUACACCCAAUGCAAAUUCGAACUUUCAUUAUUAAAAGAAAGUAACGAGAGAGAACGGGUAAC
This is a messenger RNA of Drosophila persimilis, 2955 nucleotides long. RefSeq names its product lysosomal alpha-mannosidase. Gene Ontology annotation, molecular function: carbohydrate binding; alpha-mannosidase activity. Bases 1 to 2937 code for a protein of 978 amino acids. NCBI's taxonomy places the organism in Eukaryota, Metazoa, Arthropoda, Insecta, Diptera, Drosophilidae. The record is from RefSeq and is a predicted model, not a curated record. Gene Ontology annotation, biological process: mannose metabolic process. Gene Ontology annotation, cellular component: lysosome. The transcript has 5 exons.